This is a messenger RNA of Linepithema humile (Argentine ant), 3915 nucleotides long. RefSeq names its product RNA polymerase-associated protein Ctr9 (gene Ctr9). Gene Ontology annotation, cellular component: Cdc73/Paf1 complex. Lineage: Eukaryota; Metazoa; Arthropoda; Insecta; Hymenoptera; Formicidae. Gene Ontology annotation, molecular function: RNA polymerase II complex binding. Gene Ontology annotation, biological process: regulation of DNA-templated transcription; transcription elongation by RNA polymerase II. The record is from RefSeq and is a predicted model, not a curated record.
CCUUUUUUACUUUCAUGGUUCUUGACUGCGCUGGGUUGUUCAUAAAUAUAGUAGCGUGAGCGGUUCAAUGGCGGGUUCAAUAGAGAUACCACUUCGCGACACAGACGAGGUUAUAGAACUUUGUUUAGAUCAAUUACCAGAUGGAGAUGAAGUUCUUGGAAUUCUACGGCAAGAACAUGCCCAACUUUACAUUUGGGUCAAUUUGGCUCUUGAGUAUUAUAAACAACAAAAAAUUGGUGAUUUUAUCAAGAUACUUGAAUCUUCUCGUAUUGAUGCAAAUAUUGACUAUCGUGACUAUGAAAAAGAUCAGAUGCGAGCUCUUGACAUGUUGGCUGCCUAUUAUGUCCAGGAAGCCAAUAAAGAAAAGAAUAAGGAUAAAAAAAGAGAUCUUUUUACAAAAGCUACGUUAUUGUAUACAACAGCUGACAAGAUUAUUAUGUAUGAUCAGAAUCACUUACUUGGUCGUGCUUAUUUCUGCCUACUUGAAGGCGACAAAAUGGAACAGGCUGAUGCACAGUUCAACUUUGUGCUGAAUCAGUCGCCAAAUAAUAUACCAUCUUUACUCGGUAAAGCCUGCAUUGCUUUUAACAAAAAGGACUACAGAGGUGCUCUUGCAUUUUAUAAAAAAGCUCUCAGAACUAAUCCAAGCUGUCCAGCUGCUGUUAGAUUGGGAAUGGGUCACUGUUUCAUGAAAUUGAACAAUCAAGAAAAAGCACGACUUGCGUUCGAAAGAGCUUUGCAGUUAGAUGGACAAUGUGUCGGUGCACUAGUUGGUCUUUCCGUCUUGAAAUUAAACCAGCAACAGCCCGACAGCAUAAGAACUGGUGUGCAGAUGUUAUCAAAGGCAUACACGAUCGAUUCUACGAACCCAAUGGUGUUAAAUCAUUUAGCAAACCAUUUCUUCUUUAAGAAAGAUUAUAGUAAAGUUCAGCAUUUAGCAUUGCAUGCGUUUCAUAAUACGGAAAACGAAGCUAUGCGAGCAGAAAGUUGCUAUCAAUUAGCUAGAGCAUUUCAUGUUCAAGGUGAUUACGACCAAGCGUUUCAAUAUUAUUAUCAGGCAACGCAGUUUGCUCCUCCUGUAUUUGUUUUACCGCAUUUUGGCUUAGGACAGAUGUAUGUUUACCGUGGUGACGCUGAGAAUGCAGCUCAGUGUUUUGAAAAAGUUCUGAAGGCACAACCAGGAAAUUAUGAAACAAUGAAGAUUCUUGGCUCACUCUAUGCUAAUUCGAGUUCCCAAUCGAAACGGGACAUUGCAAAAAAUCAUUUGCGCAAAGUAACGGAACAAUUUCCCGAUGAUGUCGAAGCUUGGAUCGAAUUAGCGCAAAUAUUGGAGCAAAGUGAUCUGAAUGCAGCUUUAAAUGCUUAUGGAACUGCGACUAGGAUCUUAAAAGAGAAAGUUCAAGCGGAUAUUCCACCAGAAAUCUUGAACAAUGUUGGAGCGUUACAUUAUAGACUCGGUAAUUUGGAAGAAGCCAGGAAAAAUUUGGAAGAAUCUCUGGCACGUUCAAAAGCAGAUGCCUUGCAUGAUUCGGUAUAUUACAAUUCGAUAGCUGUGACAACCACGUAUAAUUUAGCGCGUCUCAACGAGGCAUUGUGUAUAUUUGACCGAGCAGAAAAAUUAUAUAAAGAUAUUCUGAAAGAGCAUCCAAAUUACGUAGACUGUUAUUUGAGACUUGGUUGCAUGGCUAGAGACAAGGGACAAAUAUACGAGGCGUCUGAUUGGUUCAAGGAUGCUUUAAGAAUCAAUAACGAACAUCCCGAUGCAUGGUCCUUACUAGGUAACCUGCAUUUAGCCAAGAUGGAAUGGGGUCCCGGUCAAAAGAAGUUUGAGAGAAUACUGAAAAAUCCGACAACAAGUACAGAUGCAUACUCUUUGAUAGCUUUAGGCAAUAUUUGGUUGCAGACGUUGCAUCAAAGUGGAAAAGACAAGGAAAGAGAGAAGAGACAUCAAGAUCGAGCAUUAGCAAUGUAUAAGCAGGUUCUGAGAAAUGAUCCGAAAAAUAUCUGGGCUGCGAAUGGCAUUGGCGCUGUUCUUGCGCACAAAGGUUGCGUGAACGAAGCUAGAGAUAUAUUUGCUCAAGUGCGCGAAGCAACGGCAGAAUUUUGUGAUGUUUGGCUGAAUAUAGCACAUAUCUACGUAGAGCAAAAACAAUUCGUUAGUGCUAUUCAAAUGUACGAAAACUGUUUGCGUAAGUUCUAUAGAUAUCAUCACGUUGAAGUCUUGCAAUAUCUUGGGAGAGCUUACUUCAAAGCUGGCAAGCUAAAAGAAGCAAAACUGACGUUAUUAAAGGCACGCCGAGUAGCCCCGCAGGAUACCGUUUUAUUAUACAACAUUGCUCUUGUACUCCAACGAUUGGCUACGCAAAUUCUUAAAGAUGAAAAAUCUACUUUGACCACCGUACUCCAAGCCGUUCACGAAUUAGGCCUUUCACACAAAUAUUUCCAAUAUUUGUCAGCGCACGGUGAUAGGAUGGAGCAACUGGCUGAAGCAGAAGCUAGGAGAUGCCAAGAUUUAUUAUCGCAAGCACAAUAUCAUGUUGCUAGAGCUAGAAGAUUAGACGAGGAAGAAAAGAUGUUAAGGCGAAAACAGGAAGAAGAAAGACAAGCCUUCAAAAUGCGCCAGACAGAAGAACAACGCAAGUUAGAAGAGAUGCGUCGUCAGAAAGAAGAAGAAAUGUUACAGAAGCGACAAGAAUAUGUAGAAAAGACUAAGAAUGCACUAGUAUUUGGGGAAAUGCCAUCGGAGAAGCCUGGAAGGAAGGGUAAAAGGGUCCGAACUGAUCAAUACAUCAGUGACAGCGGAGGAUCUGGCAGAGACGAAGGCAGAGAGGAAGUGCUAAGAGAACGAAAGCGAAAGAGGAAACCAAGUGGUGAAACUAAAGAGCGAAAGAGCAGAGGUAAAGGCAGACGCAAGAAAGAUACUGGAAGCGGUGAAAGCGGAUCGGAAAGCGAUCAACCGAAACGUAAGCGUGGCAAAAAAAAUAUUGGGAGGAAAGAGAAAUCCAAGGGUAAAGGUGCAGUCGAAACUCUUAAGGGCAAAUUGGUUAAAUCGAAAGAAACUAUCUCUACGAGCGAGUCAGACAGUGAUACAGGCGGCCUUAAGAUCGCCAGUGGUGGAGAAAGUGGCAACGAGAAUCAACCGCGCAGCAGCAGACGAAUUGCAUCCGAUUCAGAAGGUUCUUGCGCUUCGCGCUCAAGAUCUCGUUCAAGAUCAAAAUCUGGGAGCCGCUCAAGAAGUAGCUCACGUUCGCGUUCGCGUUCGCGUUCGCGUUCGCGUUCGCAUUCACGUUCGCAUUCACGUUCGCGUUCGCGUUCGCGUUCGCGUUCUGCUUCUCGCUCGCGAUCUCCAUCUCGAUCACAAUCACGCUCUCGAUCUCGGUCUGCUUCUGGAUCUAGAUCAAGAUCAAGAUCUAAAUCUAGAUCUAAAUCCAGAAGUGUUUCAAAAUCCAGAAGCCGUUCCAGGUCAAGAUCAAGGUCGGCCAAGAGCGGGUCAAGAUCGAGGUCGGGCUCGCGCAAGAGCCGUUCAAGAUCAAGGUCGGGCUCGCGCAAAAGCAGAUCAAGAUCAAGAUCAAGGUCAGGCUCGCGCAAAAGUGGGUCGCGAUCAAGGUCUAACAGCGGUUCACGGAGGAGCGGUUCGAGAAGCAAGAGUCGAUCGCGAUCUAAAUCAAAGUCUGUCUCUAGGUCCAAGUCUAGAUCGAGAAGCGGCAGUCGAUCGCGAUCGCGCUCUAGAUCGAAGAGCGGUUCUCGAAGCCGAAGUCCGAGUGGAUCUGCACGCUCUGCGUCUCCGGUAUCUAGGAAAUCGGUCUCGGGUAGUGGUGGUAGCGACAGUGAAUAGAAAAGUUAUACAUUUAUAUAUACAUAUACAUACAUAUAUGUUUAAUACUAAAAUGUUUAAUGAUAAAAGGAUUUUUUAGG